Molecule: messenger RNA, 1478 nt
Organism: Anarrhichthys ocellatus (wolf-eel)
Lineage: Eukaryota; Metazoa; Chordata; Actinopteri; Perciformes; Anarhichadidae
Product: zinc finger protein OZF-like
Exons: 2
Biological process (GO): regulation of transcription by RNA polymerase II
Cellular component (GO): transcription regulator complex; PcG protein complex; chromatin
Molecular function (GO): RNA polymerase II cis-regulatory region sequence-specific DNA binding; DNA-binding transcription factor activity, RNA polymerase II-specific
Source: RefSeq, a predicted model, not a curated record
UCUGUUCUAACCUAACUCAGCGGAAGUAAACACAACACACUCCUAACCUGUAUGCACGUGCAGGGAUAGCCGACAGUGUUGUAUUCGCGCAUAUGCAUAUUUAAUUUGUUUUUACACAACAAUGUCUUCAGUUGAGUAUUUGAGAGAGUUUGUCAACGAGCGACUAUCUGCUGCUGCUGAAGAAAUAUUCAGAGUUUUUGAAAAAACUAUCUUCGAGUACCAGGAAGAGAUCGACCGUCAGCGCAGACUGUUGGAUAUCGCUUGGAAACCUGAAAUAAAGUUACACAGGAUAGAGCUCCCACAGCAACAUGUCUGUAAGGAGGAGGAGGUUCUCUCCGACCAGCAGCUCUGUAUUCAGGAGAGGAACUCCAGUCUGGACCAAGAGGACCCAGAUCCUCCACAGAUCAAAGAGGAACAGGAGGAACUCUGCACCAGUCAGGAGGGAGAGCAGCUUGAGCUGAAGCAGGAGACUGAGACCUUCAUGUUGACUCCUAAUGAGGAAAGUAACCACACUGAACCAGAACCAACAAGAGACCCCCAGCUCCUCUCCAACAACUCUCAUGUAGCUGAGAGCCAAGAUCAGAAAGGAAGCGAGCAUGAAGACUCAGAAUCAACUAGUGAUUCAGAGCCAGAACCAAAGAAAAGGCAACAGAAAAGCAGAAGUCACUGUAACGAUAUUAACAACUUGUUAAAGACUUGCAGUGAUCCUCAAACAGGUAAAGCACUUUUCCAAUGUGACACGUGUGGGGAAGCUUUCAAGUUCAGGUCGCAUUUUGACAAACACCUGAGAACCCACUCAGAUGAGAAGUCACAUUCUUGCAGCUUCUGUGAGAAAAGAUUCAGUAAGAUAUCCUCAUUGAAGGCUCAUCAAAAAAUCCACACAAGUGACAAGCUGUAUUCUUGCAAAACAUGUGGAAAAGAUUUUGGACGUAGUAGUCACUUGAUAGUCCACAUGAGAACACACACAGGUGAGAAGCCAUUUUCUUGCAAAACAUGUGGAAAAGAUUUCAGACAAAGAUGUGACAUGUUGGUUCACAUGAGAACACACGCAGGUGAGAAGCCAUAUUCUUGCAAAACAUGUGGAAAAGAUUUUGGACGUAGUAGUAACUUGAUGGUCCACAUGAGAACACACACAGGUGAGAAGCCGUAUUCUUGCAAAACAUGUGGAAAAGAUUUUGGACAAAGUAGUCACUUGACUUUCCACAUGAGAACACACACAGGUGAGAAGCCGUAUUCUUGCAAAACAUGUGGAAAAGAUUUCAGACAAAGAGGUGACAUGUUGGUUCACAUGAGAACACACACAGGUGAGAAGCCGUAUUCUUGCAAAACAUGUGGACAAGAGUUCAGACAAAGAGGUGCCAUGUUGGUUCACAUGAGAACACACACAGGUGAGAAGCCGUAUUCUUGCAAAACAUGUGGACAAGAGUUCAGACUUAGAGGUGCCAUGUUGGUUCACAUGACAAGAGCCCACACUGGGG